Molecule: messenger RNA, 658 nt
Organism: Momordica charantia (bitter melon)
Lineage: Eukaryota; Viridiplantae; Streptophyta; Magnoliopsida; Cucurbitales; Cucurbitaceae
Product: Ribosomal L18p/L5e family protein
Biological process (GO): translation
Cellular component (GO): ribosome
Molecular function (GO): structural constituent of ribosome; 5S rRNA binding
Source: RefSeq, a predicted model, not a curated record
UAACAUAUUUAUUGAAACAAAGUUGAAACUUGAGAACUGAAGCGACUUGGAAGCCCUAAUUUCUUCUUCCGCUCCGCAAAUUUCCAUGUCGAGAAGCCGGAGGCACCUCCUCCAAGUGGUUGUUUCCUGCCGGAAAAUCAGCGCUCAGGUCACAAAUCCGGCGAGCUCCUCCAUCGUCGCCAUGGCCUCAUCCUCGGAGCAGGAAUUCGUGGCCUACAACCGAUCGAAACUCAACCGCUUCCCCCGAUCCAACAACUUCUGGGACUCCAUGAUCGCCUCCCGCGUCGGCGAAAAGCUAGGGCUCCGCCUGACCGAGAUCGGCGUCUCCGAUGUUCAGAUCGACCUCCGGGAAGAGCUCUCGCGCCCUGCUUACUACAGGAAGAUGGUGCUGCCGCUGUUCGAUUCCGUGCGCCGCUCCGGCGUCGCCAUUGACGGAGCUGAGAACCUUGGAACAGGCUUCGUCUAUUCUCCAUACUAAAUGCCUCGCAUAUUUAUGAAUUAUGGUGGUUAGUGGAAUGAGACACAAACCAUAUACAAAUGUGGAGUUUUGGGAGGUAGCAUAACAUAUGACGACUUUUUAAAUGAUGUAUUAGCUUACUUGAAUUGAUUUCGACCUAUUCAACCUUGUGAUACAAUGUAUAUAUAAAUUCAACUUUUA